Messenger RNA from Biomphalaria glabrata, 3674 nucleotides. RefSeq lists its product as uncharacterized. The transcript is spliced from 7 exons. Gene Ontology annotation, biological process: sensory perception of taste. Bases 335 to 1684 code for a protein of 449 amino acids. Gene Ontology annotation, cellular component: membrane. The record is from RefSeq and is a predicted model, not a curated record. NCBI's taxonomy places the organism in Eukaryota, Metazoa, Mollusca, Gastropoda, Planorbidae.
UUAGAUGUUGAUAAAGUUGUGAAGUGAAGCGUAACUUGCCUGUGCUAACUCUUUAAUGAAUGGCAUGUGUAACUCUUUCGUUUGAUAGGCCAGCUAAGUGUAUGUGGGAACUACUAUUACCUAGCAUAUUUCCUCAUGGAUGUAUUUUAUCAGAUGUAUUAAAGAGACAAUAUUAUAUUGUAAUGUGAAGUUUCAUGGAAUUAUCUCACUACUACAAAAUGAAGCAGCCAUUAUACUGAGAGCUAUUCUAUCAGGUUGGCCUUUCAAUCAGUGAAGUGCAAGUAAACACGAUUAUGAUCUGACUAGAAAUUAAAAGUAUUGUAACGAGGGGACAAUGAAAGGUAGAAAAUUGUUGAAACGCUCUGUUCUUAAGAUCAGACCCGUUUCCAACAAUCAGAUCAGCUUGCCGAAAUACUGCAACAUCCGAGAUUCUCUGACUCCAAUCAUCUUAAUACUUAAACUUUUCGGGCUCUAUCAUGAGGUCAACGGGUGUGUCUCAAGGACAGUGGAGCCGGCUUCGGGUUCAUCCACAGAAGUUACAGAGGAACCAGGAGAACGUGGUGGAACUCCUGAAGGAGGGCAUGCUGUGGUGGAGACAUUGGGAAAGCUUCAGCAACAUGAGAAGCAACAUGGUCUUUGGGUUUGUCUGCUGACCAAAUGCUGCAGUGUCCUCGUUCUUUUGAUUGUCUUUGCCAACACGGUCAAACAUUUGUGGACUGUUAGUGACAUGAACUCGUCUACCAUUGCAUUUAAAAUCGUUAUGGUCAAUUGGAACACGCAAAACUUUCUCACAACUCUGUGUCUCUUUAUAUCUUGUUGGAAGAGAAAGCACUUUAGAGCUUUCUACAGACAAUGGAUGGAGUUAUUUAGUGAACCAACCACAAGAGAGCUGGGAUUACAACCACCCGAUUGCCGAAUAGCAAUUAGAGUUUUUGUGGUGAUCGGAUCUUCGUAUUUUCUGUUUAAUGUGGCCAGCGUGGGAACUAUUAUCUUCUAUGACAGAAUUUCUAUCCAGGAGUUUUUUCGAAAAAUUCUGAUAGAUCCACUACCAAUUAACACGUUGACUCUGGUGGUUGCGCUGUUUGUACAUGCCAUCAACACAGCGGCCUGGACGUUUCCCACUGUAUUCGUUGUCUGUACCGCACAUCUAUUCACUGCUCAGUUUCAUACAUUCUCAAAGACACUUGAGAGGCAUAUUGAAAACUCUGGUGGUAAUAUCCCAGUGAUGUUCAAACACCUUCGUACUCGUCACAUGAAACUGUGCGAUAUUCUUGGAACUUACAAUCUCUUCUUGAAGUGGUACCUAACGUUCACUUAUAUGGCCACCAUCAUUGGAAGCUGCUUCAUUCUCUACGAUUUGAUCUUCAGGUCACUGGAUCCUCUCAGCUUUGCCCUCUAUGUGUUUUGGUUGGGCACUAACUUGUCCAUCGCUGUUGCCCUCUCGGUCAGCUUGUCACGUGUUCAUGAAUCAGCUCAUGAACCUCUGGAGGUGCUGGUCAAACUAGAAACUGGAAACGCUGACCUGUCGCAAGCUAUACAGGUUCAGCUGUUUCUCGCCAAAUUAACCGGAACUUCUAUCGGUGCUACUGUGAUGGAUUUGUUUGUUGUCACUAAGGAAUCCAUACUGACAAUUGCAGGGGCGUAUAUAACGUAUUUUCUUCUUGUGACACAGUAUGAUUUAUAGACCAUAAGACUAUUCCUAUUACUCUACUCGUUCAACUACUUAUGGACCACUCUUCAAAUUCAGGAGUUACUAAAAGUUAUGGUUUAUUGCUUCCUUUGGAUUGAAUUAUGAGUUUCAAAUAAUAUAUUAAGAAUGCAGCGCUUUUGUAUCUACGGCGUCAAAAGUUUGAUUAGUAAUUUCUUCGUUAUUAAAUAUGUCGCAGGGAAUCAGCAAAUAAUAAACUACUCCCUAGUCCACCCAACUAUUGUAUGCCUGACAUAAGUUUCUAAACUUAACGGCAGUUGGUCGUUGCGCUGGCCCCAUGUCAUCUUGUUAACCAUCGGCUGUAAAAACAGAUGAUCUUUUAAUCAUCUGCCAUAUAGAUUGCAAAAUCUGAAAGGGUUACUUUGAAUUCAAAUUAAUAAAUGAAAGUUUGUAUCUUUCCUUCAUACUAAACAUAUCUUGUGAGUAAGGGAAAUUACUGGUAUUCUGUAAUGAGAAAAUAACAAUUAUAUUGUUAGUGCCCAUGCGGCCCAUUGAUGGCACAUUUGGUGUCAACGGUAAAUAACAGGAACAUUAAUAAAUUCAAGAACUAAUGAAGAGAUUUUUCUAAAAUUGUAAUAAUAUGUGUUACCAUGAAUUAUAAGCUUUUGUGGAAAACUUCAGCUCGAUAGAGUUAAUGAAAUGUUGUCUAAAUCAAUUUUUUUUCACAAUAACUAAAGUGUGAGUUGAUAGUAGUAAUAACAUACAUAUUGAGAGAUGAGUUUGUUAUUAGCAUUAAUCUCAGAAAUUGUGCAGAUCAUUUUGAAGCUACGUCUGCCAUAUAUUAGAUAAAAUAGAUGCGGAUAAGAUGUGUUACUAAGAGUGGGAGAUAACGGAUGUGUGAAUGUAUCAGUUUAAGCCUAAGUAAUACUUAACCAGCUCUUGAAAAGUCCAUUUUCUUUUUAGCGGCCCCCGAAAGGGGAAAAGACGCUAUUAGUUUUGUGUGAAAUGUCUGUCCGUCUGUCCGUCUGUCCGUCCGUCCCGUUUAGAUCUCGUAAACUACAAGAGAUAUUGAAAAUCAGACUUCACAAUAUUUUAGACCAUUCAAAGUUCUGAUGCAACGGCAACUUUUUUUUUUCCUGAAAGCGAAAAUUCUAAUUUUUAAAAUCAAUUAUGCAAGCAGUUUUUUUUAUAAGAAAAAGCUAAUUAGUAUGCAUUAUAUGUCAGGCCAAAUUGAAGACGAAUCUUAUAAACAUCAUUUUCGUGAACAUUUUUCCGAUACAGCGGGAUCAAUCGCUUUUUUUUUGAGGAUUCGAAUAUGAGAUUGAGCCUUUUUAAAACAUUUAACUUAUUUAGUUCGAACCGAGGGUCCCGGGUUCGAAUCCUGGUGAAGACUGGGAUUUUCAACUUCUGAGUCUACCCAGCUCUAAUGGGUACCUGACAUUAGUUGGGGAAAAGCAAAGGCGGUUGGUCGUUGUGCUGGCUACAUGACACCCUCGUUAACCGUAGGCCACAAAAACAGAUGAACUUUACAACAUCUGCCCUGUAGACCACAAACUAGUUAGGCCAGGUUCACAUCUAACUUUACAUUCACUUUCACGUAUCCUUUGAUCUGCGGGACGGUUAGGGCACUACACAAGAUCUGUUAACCUUCUUUCUCCAUUCUUAUCUCUCAUUUGUCUUUGAUAUAAUUUCAUUCGGAUGUUCUUUCUGAAAAUAUUGAAGCCUACCUGGGUGGACGACUGGUCGUGCGGUUUGCGCGCUGGACUGUCGGUUGGAUUUAUCGACGAUCGAAGGUUCAAACCCUGCCUGCUCCCAUCCCCCGUCGUCCUGCGGGAGGUUUGGGCUAGUAAGUAAACUAUCUUCAACUCUGAAGGAUUAUCCGAAUUAUGUAAAACAUUUUACUUCGGGGGCCGAUUUUGAGUUUGUGUUUCCACACAAACUGUCUUUUGUAACCUUGUUAUUUUAUGUGUUUAUUUACAUUUAAAAUUUUUAAAGACAAUAUUUAUCUUCAAAAUUAAAUUUGUGU